AGUGAAAUGAACAGCCUUGUUUUCGACUUCCUGGUACAUGAAGGCGAAGAAGAAGCAGCACGAUGCUUUAUUAAGGAAGCAAACCUUUGCUCAACGCAUAUUCCGGACAGAAUGCAGAAACGUGUUGAAAUCUGCAAGCAUGUUCAAACAGGAAAUAUUGAAGCAGCAAUUAACGGGCUGAACGACUUGUCCCCUGAGAUUUUAGACACAAACGAAGAUUUAAUGUUCUCUUUGCUGAGACUCCAACUCAUGGAAAAAAUACGGCCUCACAUUACUUCCGAAAACGAGGAGGAACUGACGAAAAUGUUUCAAGAAACACUGGACUUUGCUUCUGAAAAUCUGGUACCCUUGACAAGGACGGGUCACAUGAACAAGCUCGAAGACAUAAUGGCUCUGGUAUGCUUUCCCUUUACACAGCUUCCUGAAAAGUUCAGGGCACUAGUAAAUGAAAACCAAAGAGACAUCGUUGCAAAGCAGGUAAAUACAAGCAUUUUGCUGGCGGAAGGAUACACGGUAAACUCAAAGCUGGACGAUCUUUUGAACUAUUACAGAUGGUCAUUGAGACAGACUCCCAAUUGGGAUGUCAAACCAUCGUCAUCAAGCACAUCUGAGGAAGUUUCAAGUUCAUCGUGCUAAAGUGUUUAAUUCCCGUUUGUGGCCCUUCAAUAACACAGAGUGCUGCCCUGUAUUGCCUCAACGAUCAAGCUAGACCUUCACAAACAAGUUCCAGCUUCUCUAUCAUUCUUCUUCUAAAACGUCCGUAAUGACAGCCUUCACGUAAUAAUGAUAAUUAAUAGUUUAUCCUUUGAAAAUAUUAUGCAAAGUAACA
Schizosaccharomyces japonicus yFS275 is the source of this 829-nucleotide messenger RNA. RefSeq names its product proteasome-dependent catabolite inactivation protein. The record is from RefSeq and is a predicted model, not a curated record. The transcript is spliced from 2 exons. Gene Ontology annotation, biological process: negative regulation of gluconeogenesis. Bases 7 to 636 code for a protein of 209 amino acids. NCBI's taxonomy places the organism in Eukaryota, Fungi, Ascomycota, Schizosaccharomycetes, Schizosaccharomycetales, Schizosaccharomycetaceae.